AUGUGGAAGAUAUCAGAAGACUAUUACAAUGGCAUCUUCUACCUGAGUCUUUGGCCUUUCAGUGGCACCAUGAUGGUUCUCGCAGACGCUGACGCGGCGUCGCAGCUUGAUAGCCUGGCUCUCGGUAAAGGGCUCGACAUAAUCGACCCCAUUGAGAAGGUCACUGGCGGAAAGAGCUUGUUGACCAUGAAAGGAGAUGAAUGGAAGCACUGGCGACGCUUGUUCAACCCGGGGUUCAGUCCUGGGUACAUGAUGGGCUUGACGUCCGCCAUCGCAGAUGAAGUGGGUAUUUUCCGGCAGAAACUUCUGGAUAAAUGCGCGACCGGCCAGAGCGAAGUGUUCUUACUUGAGGAUCUGACCCUAAAGAUGACGUUCGAUAUAAUCGGGUCCGUUGUGCUAUAUCUCACCAUCCGUCCGCUGGUUCUCUGGCUCAACGGGAAGAAGCUGGACCAGUACCUAUCUGCAGAAAUUGACAAGAGACUUACAGGGCGUUCUGAAAGUUUGUCCAACUCAAACGACACAACGCGCUCGAAGUCGAUAGCUUCGCUUUUCAUCGAUGAUUACCUUAAGGAGUCGGGCGAGGAAAACCUCGGCAAGAGAGAACACGCAAAUACCACGCAGAAGAUCAAACAUAUCAUCACACCCCAGAAUCCGGAGAUCGUAUCUCGCAUCAUAGCAGAACAUAACGAAGUCUUUGGAACCGACCCAUCACAGGUUCAUGACAAAAUCCGCAAGGACCCUCAACUUCUUAACAUGAUACCCUACACCGUCGCAUUCAUCAAAGAGGUGCUGCGCAUAUUUGCCCCGGCCGGUGCUAUGCGUCAAGGACGUUCCGACGUCCAGAUUGUUGACGCGGACGGCCGCGUACUCCCCACAGAAGGUUGCAACGUCUGGACUCUUGUGCAGGCUAUACAUCACAAUCCCAAGUACUGGAAAGAUCCUGAUGCCUGCAUUCCUGAGCGUUGGCUCGUUGGCCCGGGAGACCCGUUGUAUCCCCAUAAGGGCGCCUGGCGGCCAUUUGAGUGGGGUCCACGGAACUGCAUCGGGCAGACGUUAGCGAUGCUCGAGCUGAGGGUUGCUUUGGCCAUGACUGUGAGAGAGUUUGUCAUCAAGCCUGCGUAUGAAGACUGGGAUAAGCUUCACCCCAAAUCCGGUAUUCGCAGCUUCAAAGGCAAUAGGGCGUAUCAAGCAGUUAAGGGCGGGGGCGGAGCACAUCCGGCAGAUGGAUUCCCUGUGAAGAUUGGCCUACGGAGUUGUUGA
Colletotrichum fioriniae is the source of this 1260-nucleotide messenger RNA. Lineage: Eukaryota; Fungi; Ascomycota; Sordariomycetes; Glomerellales; Glomerellaceae. The record is from RefSeq and is a predicted model, not a curated record.